AUGGAUGACCAGGAAGAGGUAUUUAAUUUUGCAAAAGAUGAGUAUGAGAGGAAUGAGUCACAUGACAAGGUUAUUGGACCGAUGGUUUGUUGUUACAGUUUGUCCUUUGAUUCCAAUAUAUCAGAAGAAUCGUAUAAGGGGUUUUUAUAUUUUAAACGUAACGGGAAACCGAUACCUGUGACAUUUGUAAAAGUUGACGGAGUUGAUGGGAAAGAUGCUGCUAGUAGGGCGGAAUUAAUUUUUCAUACGACUUAUGGAGUAAGUGAUGAUGUGGUUUUAAGGCCUCGGAGGCAUUUGUUCAUUAAGCAGAAGCAUUUUGCCAAAAUUCCUGAUGACAUAGAGAUGAGGAAGGGUGUAUGGUGUGUUUGUUAUGAUCGUUUUGAACCUCUCGAUAAGGUUAAAUUACCUAUCCGGACUCCUGAUGACCGUCCUGAAGACUUUUGGCGUAUAUCCAUUAGGAAUUUGAUUCAUGGUGUGCGUAACAUUCAUGCUGAGGGCCUAUACCAUGGUGGUUUGAAUGAGUUGUCUAAUUUUGUGUUUGUUGAUGAAAUGCUGAAAAUAAUCAACAUUGAGAGAUCUUUGGCUGACUUGAGUACUACUCGUGAACAAAACGAACGAAAGAAAAAAGAUAUCAUAGACCUUAGGACGAUGUUAGAUUCUUGGUUCAAGAAAAUUUUGGGGUCCAACUAUUUAUGGGAGGAAUGUAAUAGCUUCUUGAAAUUCUUCGACCAUGCUGAGCAUUUAAACUAUCAUAAUUUUGUCGAGAAAUUGGCAUCUCAUCCGUUCUUGUUAAGCUCUGAAGAAAGGAUGGGUAUGUUUGCAAGUUAUUAUCGUAAGUGUUACCAGGUUAAUACACGUCAAGAUGUGGAAGAUGCUUUCGAAUCAUCUGAUUUUGAUAAGUUCAAAUCUUGGAACCGUAUUGAAGUCCUUGGUUCCAUGGAUAAAUUUAUGAAAGAAGUUUAUGACAAUCAUUAUGGAACCUACUCUGGUAAUGUGGUGGACCUUCUUAGUUAUUUGAGGAAUUUGUAUUCUCAUUAUCAUCAAUCAAAUGCUUUGGCUGUUAAUAUCGUGGAUGUGGACCGUGGUGUUCAGAAGCUGUUUGCUGGAUUUUUGGAGCUCCUGCACCAACAUUUGUGUAUAGAUCCGUAG
This is a messenger RNA of Prunus armeniaca (apricot), 1149 nucleotides long. The record is from the annotation of a GenBank genome assembly. Lineage: Eukaryota; Viridiplantae; Streptophyta; Magnoliopsida; Rosales; Rosaceae.